AUGAAAAAUGUUAUCGAAUCGAAAAAACUACUGCACAGCCUUCAAUUACUGAAAAUCGAAUUGAAUCAACGUGAUCUUCUCAUACAAAAUUUGAAGAUCGAAUAUGAGGAAAAGUGUGAAGAUUUGCAAGAGAAACUAGCUGAUAUGACUUACCAACGCGAUCUGUUGCAAACUAAACUCAAUUCUCAACUUCAAGUCGAACGUGAAUUAGCACUUCGUUCACAAGAUGAAGUUCGUCAACAAUUAACACAUAUUAUGGAACGACAGCGACAAUUAGAAGACGUGAAUGCACGUUUAGUAUCAAAAUCGAAUGAAAUUCGACACAAUUUACAACAUAAAAUUCUUCCAACUGACGAAGAAUAUCGAAUAUUAAAGUCAACGAAUAUCAAUUCGGAACAAAUGCCGUUAAAAGACUUCAUUAUGAUCAAAUUCUACGAAACAGUACGUCCGAUCGAAAUGGAAUAUGAAAAUUGUAAAAGAACGCAAAACAUCUUGGACAGUAAACUGACCGCAACAGGACAGGACCUUCUUCAAACUCAAAAAGCAUUAGAUGAAGAACGUCGCUCAAACCAUACUGUUCAUAUGCAAUUACAAAAGACGACCGGAGAGCUGAAUGAAUACAAAAACUUGUGUGAACAGAAUGAAUUCAAGAAGCAAAAUUAUGAUCGAAUUAAAAGUGAACGAGAUCAAUAUGAACAUCGUAUUGUUGAGCUCGAUCGACAAAUAACACAGAAUGAAUUACACAUUCAGACGCAAACAAAAGAAAAAGAAAAUUUACUUUUACAAUUGGCGGAAUUACGUCAAGAAAUAGUUGUUCUACGACAAGAUAAAGAAUAUUUAACGCGACAAUAUAAUGAUAUUCAACAUAAAUUUUAUUCAACGGAAGAGAAACUCUCAACACUUGAAGCUGCACUUGAUGAAACCAAACGCGCCAAGGAGCUUCUCUAUGAAAAACAUAUCUCAACUAGAGAUGCGUAUAAAACUGAAUAUGAGAAUAAAUUAUCCGUCGAAUUGGAGCAACUUCGUUCGAAAACAACAUUGGAAAUCGAAAAAUUACGCGAUGGAGUAAAGGAAAUGUACGAACGAGAAAAUCGAUCGUUUCAACAUGCACGUGACGAAGCAUUGCUCGAACGUGACCGACAUAUUCAACUUGAACGAGAUUUGCAACGGAAAUACGAUGUAUUAUUGAACGAAUCUCGUCAAUAUCAAAGCAAUGUUGAAGUUCGACUAGGUGAACUACAGGCAGAAGUAAAAUUGAAAACUUUCGAGUCGGACCGCGUUCAAUUGUUAUAUGAAGAGAAUUUGAAGACCUUGAAAGCGACACAGAUCGAAAUUGAAAAAUUACAGAAGAAAAAUGAUUUAAUUCAAAAAGAAUAUUUUAAUCUACAAGUUCAAUCGGACCGACGUUUGAUGGAGAUCGAUACAGAACUGAAUGAAAAACGAACCAAACUACAAGUUUAUGAAAAGGUUGAACAAGAGUUAGACGAAGUUGUCAUGCAAGCAGCGCAAGUUGAAAAUGAUGGCGAAGCGGAGAAGGUGUUGUUUUCUUAUGGUUACGGUGCAUCAUUACCAACGUCAGCCAAACGACGUCUCCAGCAUUCCGUGCAUUUAGCUAAACGUGUUAUUCAACUAGAACAAGCAAAUACGUCGUUACGUUCGGAAUUAGAACGAGAACGAAAGACGAAGAGCGAACUUCAUCGUGACUUGGACAAUGCAAAUAAAAUACUUGAUCAAGCUCAGCAACCGUACGAUUUUCUCAUUGCGACAAUUCGUAACAAAGACGCGCAGUUGAAUAAAGUACAAAGUACUAUUGAUCAACUAGAAAAUCGACUUCGAGAAUCGGAAAAUGAUCGACAAACAUUACUGAAAACAAAUAAUCAACUAACAAAAGAUAUUGAAAAACUAUUGGAAUAUCAAGAGCCGUUGAAAGUAAUGAAAAGUGUUAUCACGAACUUACAACAUCAAGAUCCGCAAAGAACAACUCGUCGUUCACCAUCGCCUCCAUCCAACACUAAAUAUCGUUCACUUACACCACCAACUCAUCAGUCCAAACGCUCUGUCGCUUUUGCAGAUCAAUUCAGUGUACACAAUAAUCCACCGCCGAUGGUUUUCACCUCAACAAACAAUGCACGAAGUCCUUCUUCGAACACUAUUCGAGGUCCACCUGCCUCUCAACAAGGAAAAUAUCGAAAAAUUUACAAAGUAACAAACAAUUAA
Molecule: messenger RNA, 2217 nt
Organism: Adineta ricciae
Lineage: Eukaryota; Metazoa; Rotifera; Eurotatoria; Adinetida; Adinetidae
Source: the annotation of a GenBank genome assembly